This is a messenger RNA of Biomphalaria glabrata, 1405 nucleotides long. Its product is annotated as deleted in malignant brain tumors 1 protein-like. The transcript is spliced from 9 exons. Bases 82 to 1293 code for a protein of 403 amino acids. The record is from RefSeq and is a predicted model, not a curated record. NCBI's taxonomy places the organism in Eukaryota, Metazoa, Mollusca, Gastropoda, Planorbidae.
AAUACUUCUAAGAUCUGAGUGCAUUGUAAUAGAUGACCAUUACUUUAUCACUAGUUGACGUAGACGAGAGAAACCCUGACAAUGCCCAAGUCUUUACUUUUGGUGAUGGUCCAGCUGCUGAUGACACUCUCAGUGACCUUGGCAGGUCAAGGUUAUUCAACAGCCUGUCCAGGAGGUCAGAUCAAGAGUCCAAACUAUCCACACAAUUACGACGACAAUCUUAAUCUUCACUGGACACUAACAGCUCCGACUGACCAAAGGAUUAUACUCAAUUUCACAAAGUUACCUGCCCUUGAAUGUUGUUGUGAUUUUCUGAAGAUCUACGCCGGCAGCACUGCAGACCAUGAGCCUAUUGCAACGUAUUGCUCCGACAAGGAGGAGACUCUCAUCGCGUCCCCGGGAAACGCCUUGUUCGUCACCUUCUCUAGCGACGAGACAGUUUCCGACUCUGGAUUCUCAGCCACUUACUUUUGUUUGGAUUGCAACAAGUACCUUACAAACCCCACUGGGGAUAUUUCAAGCCCGCUCUACCCAGACAACUAUAUAAAUGACGCCUCCUGCUCCUGGCUGAUUGAAGUUCCAGAAGGGAAUCAAAUUCUUCUUACCUUCGUCAGACUCGAACUGGAGUGUGACAGUGACAAGGUCCAGGUCUACGACGGGAAAGACGAUGGGGCUGACCUUAUCGUUGACCUUUGCACCUACCCGAGUGAGAAUGCCCUUUUGUCCUCCUCCAACACACUCUAUGUGACCUUCACCUCUGACAGCUCCACGACGUACCCUGGCUUUCUGGCAACUUACACAGAAUACACUUGCGGAGAUGUCCUAACAGACUCCUCUGGUAGUUUCACCAGCCCAAACUACCCCGGAAACUACUAUAGCAACUUGAACUGUGAAUGGACAAUCAGAGUACAGGAGAAUUGUGUUGUGUUACUGAAUGUGAUCUACGUCGAUACGGAAUGUGAAUGGGAUGAACUGAAAGCCUACGAUGGAAGCAACAGCGACUGUUCUCUGCUGGGCAGUUUCUGUGAUAACUAUCCACAGACCGUCCAGUCGACCUCCAAUACAAUGUACUUGACUUUCAACCCUGACGACAGCGGCGUCGGUCGAGGAUUCCAGGUGUUGUACUCUACCAAGUGUCCCACUGCCAGCCCUCCAGUGACCAACGUCUACCCAAAGAUUGGAACCUACCCAAAGAUUGGAACCCACCCAAAGAUUGGAAUCCUCCCAAAGAUCGGAUCCAUUGUUCACAAAUUGAUAGAUUUCAAAAAAUCUUUACUUUUUCACAAGAAAUAAAUAUUUAUUCUUGCCGUGCUUGUGUUUCAGAUCAUAUAGUUCCAAUAGACUCAGAGAAGUAUAACAUAGAACUAACAUAAAUACAUUCUUAAAUAAAAUAAUGAUUAAAUUA